This is a messenger RNA of Chironomus riparius, 633 nucleotides long. The record is from the annotation of a GenBank genome assembly. Lineage: Eukaryota; Metazoa; Arthropoda; Insecta; Diptera; Chironomidae.
AUGGGUCUCACAAUUUCAAGUGUCCUCAAUCGGCUCUUUGGCAAGAAGCAAAUGAGAAUCUUGAUGGUCGGUCUCGAUGCUGCCGGUAAAACAACAAUCCUCUAUAAACUAAAGCUCGGCGAAAUUGUCACAACCAUUCCAACAAUCGGAUUUAACGUUGAGACUGUAGAAUACAAAAACAUUUGCUUUACGGUGUGGGAUGUCGGCGGUCAAGAUAAAAUUCGUCCAUUGUGGCGCCACUACUUCCAAAAUACGCAAGGAUUAAUUUUCGUAGUCGAUUCAAAUGAUCGUGAGCGUGUUGUUGAGGCGGAACGUGAAUUACACAAUAUGUUGAAUGAGGAUGAGUUGCGUGAUGCUGUGCUGUUGGUGUUUGCUAAUAAACAGGAUUUGCCAAAUGCUAUGAGUGCAUCAGAAUUGACCGAUAAGUUGAGGUUGAACUCGCUACAUAAUAGAAGUUGGUACAUCCAAGCAACAUGUGCAACGCAGGGUAAUGGAUUGUAUGAAGGCCUUGACUGGUUGUCCAAAGAAUUAGAGAAAAAAUAAUUAACAGAUCGAUAGCAGCAAACAGCAAAAAUUAUAACAAGAAAUGACUGCAGUGAUAAGAAAUGAAUUUUUUUGUAAAAUUAUUCCCCC